AGCGGGUUCAGGUGUGUAGGAGAGAUCGCGGUGUCGCCGUCUGUGGCCAGGAUCGCCCCUUCCUUGUGAGCCCCUCGGCUCCUCCCCCUCCGCGGGAACUCUGUGCUUCCGGCAGGCUCGUCCCCGGCUCGGACCCUCUGGCACAGCUGAGUUGGUGACUGACUCCUGGAGGGAUCACUGGUAGAGCUGGAGAAUAUGAAUAGUUUCUCAAGAAAAGUACAUUGCUUUUGGCACAAGAAACUGAAUAAAGGAGAAUUGUUAUUUUGUGUAAUUUUUCAGUAAAAGUCACUGAAAAUUACUUUCCAUGCAGUAACUAUAGGCUUUGAACUUGGAACCCAGAUGUAACACCUCCUCCCUAUAGAAUCUGUCAGGUGAACAUAUAUUUUUGCUUUUUAAUUUCGUUAAAAGCAAUUUAUUUUUAAAGAAAAUAUGUCUCCUCUGAAGAUAAAUGGUCCUAUCAGAGUUCGAAGUAUGCAGACUGGAAUUACAAAGUGGAAAGAAGGAUCCUUUGAAAUUGUGGAAAAAGACAAUAAAGUCAGCCUAGUAGUUCACUACAACACUGGAGGAAUUCCAAGGAUGUUUCAGCUAAGUCAUAACAUUAAAAAUGUGGUAUUACGUCCCAGUGGAACAAAGCAAAGUCGCCUAAUGUUGACUUUACAAGAUAACAGCUUCUUGUCUAUUGACAAAGUACCAAGUAAGGAAGCAGAGGAAAUGAGGUUGUUUCUAGAUGCAGUCCAUCAAAACAGACUUCAUGCAGCUAUGAAACCUUCUCAAGGGUCUGGUAGUUUUGGAGCUUUUCUGGGCAGCAGGGCCUCUCAGAAGGAAACUAACAGACACCUUUCUUACUCAGACAGUCAGGCCUCUUCAAAAAGAGGAAGUUUAGAAACGAAAGAUGAUAUUCCAUUUCGAAAAGUUCUUGGCAACCCCAGUAGAGGAUCAAUUAAGACAGUAGCCGGAAGUGGAAUGGCUGUUAGCCGGACGAUUCCUUCUUUGUUGCUGACAUCAACACCUCUUAGAUCAGGAUUAUUAGAAAACCGCACUGAAAAGAGGAAAAGAAUGUUAUCUGGCUCAGAGCUAACUGAAGAUUAUCCUAAGGAAAAUGAUUCAUCAUCGAACAACAAAGCUAUGACAGACCCUUCAAGAAAAUAUUUAACCAGCAGUAGAGAAAAGCAGCUGAGUUUGAAACAGGCAGAAGAAAAUCGAACAUCAGGCCUUUUGCCUUUGCACUCAUCCUCAUUUUAUGGGAGCAGAGCUGGAUCCAAGGACUACUCUUCUGGUGGCACUAACCUAGACAGGAGUAAUGUUUCAAGCCAGACUCCUUCUGCCAAAAGAAGCUUGGGGUUUCUUCCUCAGCCAGCUCCUCUAUCUGUUAAAAAACUGAGGUGUAACCAGGAUUACACAGGCUGGAACAAACCUAGAGUGCCCCUUUCCUCUCACCAACAACAGCUGCAAGGAUUCUCCAACUUGGGAAAUACAUGCUAUAUGAAUGCUAUCUUACAAUCUCUGUUUUCACUCCAGUCAUUUGCAAAUGAUUUGCUUAAACAAAGUAUUCCGUGGAAGAAAAUUCCACUCAAUGCACUUAUCAGACGCUUUGCAAACCUGCUUAUUAAAAAAGAUAUUUCUAAUUCAGAGACCAAAAAAGAACUACUCAAAAAGGUUAAAAAUGCUAUUUCAGCUACUGCAGAAAGAUUCUCUGGCUAUGUGCAAAAUGAUGCUCAUGAAUUUUUAAGCCAGUGCUUAGAUCAGCUGAAGGAGGAUAUGGAAAAACUGAAUAAAACUUGGAAGACAGAACCUAUCAUUGGAGAAGAAAAUUCACCAGAUGCUUCAGCCACUAAAGUGUUCACCUGCCCUGUUACUGCAAACUUGGAGUUUGAGGUUCAGCACUCCAUUAUCUGUAAAGCGUGUGGAGAGAUUAUUCCCAAAAGAGAACAGUUUAAUGAUCUCUCCAUUGACCUUCCUCGGAGGAAAAAACCUCUCCCUCCUCGUUCAAUUCAAGAUUCUCUUGAUCUUUUCUUUAGGGCAGAAGAGCUGGAAUAUUCUUGUGAAAAGUGUGGUGGAAAGUGUGCUCUUGUCCGACACAAAUUUAACAGGCUUCCCAGGGUCCUCAUUCUUCAUUUGAAACGGUACAGCUUCAAUGUAACUCUUUCACUUAACAACAAGAUAGGACAGCAAGUCAUUAUUCCGAGAUAUCUGACCCUGUCAUCUCAUUGCACUGAAAAUACAAAGCCACCUUUUACUCUCGGAUGGAGUGCACAUAUGGCAAUUUCUAGACCAUUGAAAGCCUCUCAAAUGGUGAAUUCCUGCAUCACCAGCCCUUCUACACCUUCAAAGAAAUUCACCUUCAAAUCCAAAAGCUCCUUCACUUCAUGCCUUGAUUCUGACAGUGAGGAUGAACUAAAACGCUCUGUGGCCCUCAGCCAGAGGCUCUGUGAUGUGCCAGGCAGUGAACAGCAGCAGGAAGAUGUGGAAAAAGAUUCAAAAUUGUGCAGAUUAGAACCUGGGAAGUCCGAAUUGGAGAACUCAGGAUUUGACAGAAUGAGUGAGGAAGAGGUGCUGGCAGCUGUGUUAGAAAUAAGUAGGAGAGAAGCUUUGCCCGUGCUCUGCCAUGAAGAUGACGAUAAGCCAACCAGCAGCCCUGACACUGGAUUUGCAGAAGAUGAUGUUCAAGAAAUGCCUGAAAAUUCAGAUGCUAUGGAGGCUGAGAAACCCAGAACCGUCGCUGAGCCAGAGCCUGCUAGUUUUUCUGAGAUAACGAAAGACUGUGACGAGAAUAAAGAAAACAAAACUCCAAAAGGCUCUCAGGGAGAGGUUGACUGGCUCCAGCAGUAUGACAUAGAGCGUGAAAGAGAAGAGCAGGAACUGCAGCAAGCACUGGCUCAGAGCCUUCAAGAACAAGAGGCUUGGGAACAGAAAGAAGAUGAUGACCUCAAAAGGGCUACAGAGUUAAGUCUUCAAGAGUUGAACAACCCUUUUCUGGAUUCCCUGUGCUCAGAUGAAGACUCUGGAAAUGAGGAUAUUUUUGAUAUGGAAUACACAGAAGCUGAAGCCGAGGAACUGAAAAGAAAUGCUGAGACAGGAGCUCUUCCCCAUUCCUACCGGCUCAUCAGUGUCGUCAGUCACAUCGGGAGCACCUCUUCCUCAGGUCAUUACAUUAGUGAUGUAUAUGACAUUAAGAAACAGGCAUGGUUCACAUACAAUGAUCUGGAGGUCUCUAAAAUCCAAGAGUCCUCUGUGCAGAGUGACCGAGAUCGGAGCGGCUACAUCUUCUUCUACAUGCACAAGGAGAUCUUUGAUGAGUUGCUGGAGACAGAAAAAAACUCUCAGGCACUUAGCAUGGAAGUGGGGAAAACUACCCUUCAGACCUCAUGAGGAGCAAAGGGCUGGCAACAUGAACUGCAGUUUUCUCACUGCCACCCACCUCACCUUUCCUCUGCCCGAAGAGAAUUUGGAAUUCUACUUGAUUCAGGAGCAACAAACAGCUCAGGGCCAAACCAAAAGACAAAAUUCCAUCAUGUGCAACAACGCUCCAUUCUGUUUUAUGGAAACCUUGGUCUCAUCUAUAGCUGAUUAGCCUUUUUCUCCUACAAGAGUGACGCUUCCUUUUGUCUUAAGAAUACAUGUUGUAAAUACAUAUAUGUACAUACCCACACAAUUUAUGGAAUGACUGGAGCCUUAAAGCACUAGAAUGAGCCACCACGAGUAGUAUGUCUGCUCACAAUGAAUGCCACAGCUGUUUGGAGGAAAGCGGGAAGUGUGGAGAUGCACAUAUCGUUUGGCUUGAACUUUUGCGUUUUGAGUGACUUCACUCAAGUCCAACCUUUCGUGUUUCUUAUGAGUACAGUUCACAGGAAAGCCCGUUACACUAACAAUAGUUUGUUCUCCCUGGAAGAGGCAUUUCUGUAGCCUGAUUUGAGUUUUAUUUUUCCUUUGAUUUUAUGACUCUUAUGCUGUUUACAUACAGUUUCCAAAAACAAAAAAUGGAUUGUUGGUGCUUUGGAAUGUUAUAGUCCCACACUUGCUAUUUAUUAUGCACUUGACGUUUUUUCUCAGAGAUGCCACUACACAGUGUGUUCAUUAUACUCUUUCCAUAUUGUUGUGGUGGUAAAGCUAGAAGCUUAUAUUUUCUUCUGUAUCAUUUUCCCAUGGAGCAGGCAUGAUCCCAAUGGAUUAAAACCUCAGUUAUAAAAGGU
Messenger RNA from Arvicola amphibius (Eurasian water vole), 4190 nucleotides. It is a transcript of the gene Usp37, whose product is annotated as ubiquitin specific peptidase 37. Gene Ontology annotation, biological process: protein deubiquitination; G1/S transition of mitotic cell cycle. The record is from RefSeq and is a predicted model, not a curated record. The coding region runs from base 430 to 3369 and encodes 979 amino acids. Gene Ontology annotation, cellular component: cytosol; nucleus. Gene Ontology annotation, molecular function: cysteine-type deubiquitinase activity; cysteine-type endopeptidase activity. The transcript has 26 exons. NCBI's taxonomy places the organism in Eukaryota, Metazoa, Chordata, Mammalia, Rodentia, Cricetidae.